Messenger RNA from Mytilus californianus (California mussel), 345 nucleotides. Its product is annotated as perlucin-like. The transcript is spliced from 3 exons. Lineage: Eukaryota; Metazoa; Mollusca; Bivalvia; Mytilida; Mytilidae. Bases 1 to 345 code for a protein of 114 amino acids. The record is from RefSeq and is a predicted model, not a curated record.
AUGUUUUGUUCACAGAACAGCUGUCGUGGACAUGAUGCGCGACUUGCUGAAGUUGAUAAUAAAGAGCAGUCGGAUUACCUAAUGUUGAUGGCCAGAACAUUAGGAAAAGGUGGAAGAGACGAUGUCGUUGAAGGUACAUGGAUGUGGUCAUCCACAGAUGAAUUUUUCACAUAUACAGAUUGGUACCCAGAACAACCGAAUAACUACUUAGGAAAUCAGGAUUGUUUACACAUGCACGCUGCUUUUAAUAUGAAAUGGCAGGAUGAAUCUUGUACCACUCCAGACAGAUACAUAUGUGAAAAAAUAUAUCCUGAAAGUACAACUAGUUCUCCAAUAAUAGGAUAA